This is a messenger RNA of Talaromyces proteolyticus, 1602 nucleotides long. RefSeq names its product putative Cut9 interacting protein Scn1. The transcript has 2 exons. Lineage: Eukaryota; Fungi; Ascomycota; Eurotiomycetes; Eurotiales; Trichocomaceae. Gene Ontology annotation, molecular function: hydrolase activity, acting on ester bonds. The coding region runs from base 276 to 1382 and encodes 368 amino acids. The record is from RefSeq and is a predicted model, not a curated record.
GCAUGUGACUCUCCCUUCUUGUAUGUACAUAUCCAUGCUCUCCAGCCUCUCCAGCCAUGCAUGCUGUACAUCGACAUGCUGGACGCCGAACAUGAUUCAUCCCACUGUGCAUGUCUGCGCUAACCAGCCCGAUAACAAAUGCGGGGUUAGCCACAUGCAUUCAUUAUGUCAUCGCCUCAAUCAACAUCAACAUCACCAUCAAUAUCAAUAUCAAAUAUCAACCUGGCUCACUCUACAAUUGACAUCCAAUCCUACCAUACUAACAUACACCCAACAUGUCGGACUCUGAACCCCCCUUUCCCUGGUCCCUCGGCGUCUUCGACGCCCACUGCCACCCAACCGACACCAUGACCUCCAUCUCGUCCAUCGCACACAUGCAGGCCUCCGCGCUAACCAUCAUGGCGACACGCGGCGAGGAUCAGGCGCUCGUCGACUCCGUAGCCAGCACACUAUCAAACACCAACAAAAUAAUCCCCUGUUUCGGCUGGCACCCAUGGUUCGCGCACCAAAUCAGUACCACCUCCACAAACCCAGACGACAACGCAUCCAAAAUAUCCCACUACCGCACCGUCCUCACCGGCUCAACCCCAACCGACACGGCCUUCUUCAACACCCUCCCAACGCCCAAACCGCUCUCCACCCUCCUCGCCGAAACUCGCGAGCGUCUGCUCGCCCAUCCCGCUGCUCUCGUCGGCGAAAUCGGGCUUGAUAAGGCCUUCCGACUGCCCUUGCCCUGGACACCAGAUCAGACUGAAGACCGCGAUGUAGGGCUGACGCCAGGAUCGCGCGAGGGUCGGAAUCUAUCUGUUUAUAAAGUAUCCAUGGAGCAUCAGAAAUUCCUGCUGAAAGCGCAGUUGCAGCUUGCAGGGGAAUUAGGCCGGGCCGUCUCGGUGCAUAGCGUACAGGCACAUGGGGCAGUUUUUGAUGUGUUGCAGGAGCUAUGGGCAGGGUAUGAGCGUCGGCGUGAGAGUCGACGGGGGAGAAGACAGCGAGAAUCAGAGCAGGUGGACGAGUCGACCACUGAAGAAGCUGAAGUCAUAAAGAGCCGCCCUUAUCCGCCGCGAAUCUGCAUGCACUCAUACUCCGGCUCCACCGAGCCAUUGAGGCAAUUCCUGCAUCCUAGCGUGCCGUCCGACGUCUAUUUCUCGUUUUCAUUCGUCAUUAAUUUUACCGGUCCGUCAGUCGAGAAGGUGGUGGCGGUGUUGAAGGCGUUGCCGGAUGAUCGGAUCUUGGUUGAGAGUGAUCUGCACUGUGCGGGGCCGGAGAUGGAUGGCCUUCUGGAACGGGCUGUGCGGAUAGUGUGUGGGCAUCGCGGGUGGGCGCUUGAAGAGGGUGUUGGGAUAUUGGCUGAUAAUUGGAGGCGGUUUGUCUUUGGUAGGUAAGAAUAGAUCAACCAUUACACGUACAUACAUAUAUGCAAGUUUAUGCUAUUUUCAACCAGACAAUGACAACCUCAAUGUCAACGUCAACGUUCAUAUAAAGGACGAUGAAACAUCAAACGCCCAAAAUGCCGCCUCCCGAAUUGCAUCAAUUCUGUACCAAGACCGGACAUAUCAAAGGUAAUUGCUCAACACCUCAAUCCGCGUUCGAGCCGCUUCGUCA